GGCGAGUCCCGGGUCUCCCGCCAGGCCCCCAGCGCCGGUCCCGCACGCGGCGGCCGAGCAGGACGCGCUGGCGGCGACCUCGGGGCACGCGGGCCGGCGGGCGGCCGGGGGCGGGGCGGCGGCGGUUGAGGGGCAUGCGCGGCGAGGCGCGCGGCUUCUCAAACAUGGCGGCGGCGGUGUGAAGUCCGUUGCCGGUUAGCAGGGCUGGGGGGGGCGGACUUCUGCUACUGGCGCUGACGAGAGCGGAGGUGCGUGGCGACUCAGGGGCCCCGAGAGGAGCCGCGCGGCCGAGCCGUGGCGCCUGGGCCCUGGCUUUAGUCUGCCUCUGACCGGGCGUUUGCUGCCCUCGGAGGCAUGUCCCGCGCGAGCAACGCCCCCUCAACCGUCACUCCGGGGUGCAGCCGCGCCAGGGUUGUGCGUGCUGCGGGGCCCAGUGUCGACCUCUCCGCGGCGGCCCGGGCUCCCCUGUGCCCCUGCGGGCAUUCCCCGCAACGCCCCUCCGCCGCCCUUGCGCCGCCCCUCCCCCCGCUCCUGGGGCCCCUUAACCGUCCCGCCCGCGGUAUUCGGCAGUUAGAUCGCUGAGCGCCAGCACCCUACGGUUGUCCUCGGGCUCGAAGCGCGGACAGCGGCCUCUUGCCCAGCCUCCUGCCCAGCCUCCUGCCCAGGAAAAAUCACCAGAAGACAUACCAUGGGGCAAACAGUGAAGGAAGUACCAAUGAAUGACAAGAAGGAGAUUCAAGAAAAACCAUCUCAGUCAAGCACAUCUUCUGUGCAAAGUGAUGAUUUCCAUUGGGAUGAUUACUUGAAAGAGACUGGCUCUAUAAGUGCCCCACUAGAAUGCUUCAGACAGUCUAAGAUUCCACCAACCAAUGACUUCAAAGUUGGCAUGAAAUUGGAAGCGCAUGACCCUCGCAGUAUUACAUCAGUAUGUAUUGCUACCGUCGUCGGCAUUACUGGUGCCAGGCUUCGUUUACGGUUGGAUGGUAGUGACAACAGAAAUGACUUUUGGAGACUUGUUGAUUCUCCUGACAUACGACCUGUUGGGACAUGUGAAAAGAAAGGGGACUUACUUCAGCCUCCACUGGGGUACCAGAUGAAUGUGUCAUCUUGGCCAAUGUUCCUCUUGCGGACACUAACUGGAUCAGAAAUGGCGCCUGCAUCGUACUUUAAGGCGGAACCGCCAAAGCCAGCACUAAACAAUUUUAAAGUGGGAAUGAAACUUGAAGCUAUAGACAGAAAAAAUCCUUAUUUGAUCUGCCCUGCAACUAUCAGUAACGUUAAAGGAGACGACGUUUAUGUCACCUUCGAUGGCUGGAGUGGAGCUUUUGAUUACUGGUGCAAGUAUGAUUGUCGAGAUAUUUUCCCAGUUGGAUGGUGUCACCUGACAGGUGAUGUACUGCAGCCCCCAGGAAAUCAAACUCCCAUAAUAAAGAACACAGUCAAAGCACAGACUUGCUCUUCCAAAGCAAACCGGCGUUCAAUGCAGACAGCACAGAAAACUGCUGUAGCAGUCACAGCACAGCAGACCAGGAAAUCAGGUCGAAGUAAGGCAUCUGUGUUGACUUCAGCCUCUAAGAAGGGAAGUACUGUUAAAAUUACCACACAAAGGAAAAGAGGUCCGUCUUCAGGAAGAAAGGAAAAGCCUCUUCCUACUGUUAGUUCUACAUCAUCAACUUCUGUAAAAUCGCAGACCAAAGACAGUAGUCCUUCAAUUGAUAAGAAUGCUGCUUCUUCUAAAGUAGUAAUGUCUACAGUCUGUGUCUAUAUAAACAAAGAUGGAAACUCUGGCCCUUACCUGGAUCAAGCGAAGAUCCAGCAGCUACCUGACCACUUUGGCCCUGGCCCUGUGAAUGUGGUUCUCCGGCGGACUGUGCAGGCCUGCCUGGAUUGUGCCUUCGAAAGUAAAACCGUUUUUGGUUUUCUUAAAUCAGAUCAUCGUGGAGGAGAAGUGAUCACUGCCUCCUUUGAUGGGGAAACACAUUCUGCCCAGCUGCCUCCAGUGAACAGCGCAUCCUUUGCUCUUCGUUUUCUGGAGACCUUCUGCCACAGCCUGCAAUGUGAUAACCUCUUGAGUAGCCAGCCUUUUAGUGCUUAUAGAGGUAAUAACCCUAGUGCUGCACCUCACAGUACAGCUAAACCAGCAAAAGAAGACAUAGGAAAGAAAAGCACCAAACGUCCUUCUAAGCAUCCUCCGCCUUUUGUUCUUACACCCUCUUCUAAGUUUCCCAAAACAAGUUUCCAUUUCAAUAAAGAAAAAAUAUUACUUGAUGUGGGAAAAAGUAAAGCCAAGGAGGAAACACUUCCUGAAGCUGGCAAGAAAUCAUCACUAAAUCCAGCAAAGCCUUUGAGUCCUUCCAGCAAAAGUGCUCUGAACACUUCCACUGCGGUCUCCAAGAAUAGUUCUCCAACCAUGCCAGGCACCACAAGUUCACCGCAGACAGGGAGAAAGUCAUCUAGCAAGAGUAAACACCAUGAAGUUAAGAAGAAAAGCGAAGAUAAACCAAAAGAGAAAUCAAAAGAAAAAAAGAAAGAAAAGGAAAAACAUCACAAAAAGCAAACUAAUGCCUCAGCAACUGACGAGCCCGAAAACAACCAUGGGAGUUCACUUGCCAAGGCUGGCACCCCAUCAGCUUCAAGUUUUGUGGCUGCACCUGACUCCAGUGUCCCGAAGCAAGGCUUGCUUACGGACCCUUCGACCUGGUCUGUGGAAGAAGUGAUAGAAUAUAUAAAAUGUAAAGACCCUCAGAUAGCAGUCCUCCUCACCGACCUCUUCAGACAACACGAAAUUGAUGGGAAGGCUCUUCUGCUGCUCAAAAGUGAUGUGGUUAUGAAGUACAUGGGGCUGAAGCUGGGUCCAGCACUCAAGUUAUGUCACUACAUCGAAAAACUUAAAGAAGGAAAAUACAAUUGAGGAAAAAAAAAUCUACAUUUUGAUUGGCUAUACUUCUAGUAUGUUAAUAACUGUUAAAUAUAAAGGCAUUUUUAUUUGCUUAGCAUUUUGGGGUUCCUCUAAAAGUAGAUCUGGGCUUGCAGACUACAUUUACAGUCCAGUCUACUUCUGUUAAAGAACCAUGCAACCUGUUAGUGUUAGAAUAUUAAAAUUGGCAAAUAUGUAUGCCUCUUGUUAUUUUAAUCUCACAGUUUACAAAUAUACUUCAUACAGGAAACAGAGACACAUUCUAUUUUAGUAAAUUUUUAUAUGUGGAACCAAAACAGCUAAAUCCCAAAGGGGAAAGAAUCAGUAACUGACAAGUUUUCUAGUGAAAUCCGGGAGAAUUUUUUCUUAGAAAAGAAUUUAAAGUUGCAACCAUAGCUAUCAUCUCUUUUGCAAAUAUUUUAUGCCUAUUACUACCAUGUUCUGUUUGUACUCUACCAAUUUCCAGAAAGGAAAUAGCCAUAUAAAUUAUUUUCCUUUCGUUAUUAUGUCUGUUUGUGUAUUUGCCCAUAUUUAAAGAAAAAAAGCAAGCUUUUGAAUUUUCAUAAAGUGUUCUUAAUGGUUUUUGACGCAUUUAAAAAAAUAAUAUAGAAUAGAUAGAAUUGUUGUUUAUGCAGGAGAUAUUAUACUAUAAGGGUGGUUUGGAUAGAGUCUGAUAACAUUUUUCCAGUGAAAUAAAACGUACAUAUUUUUGCUAAGCUUAUACAUUUACCUAGGAAUUCACUUCUCACAUAUCUAUAUGAAUACACAUGUGCCCAAAUUUUAAAAAAGAUAUAUAUUUUAUUGUCGAUUUAUUCCUCAUAUGGAAGUAUACCAUAUUUAUAUAUUAUUCUCUAUCUGUACUAUUCAAACAAGUAAGUCUGUUCUUUUUGAAUUUAAUAUGGCACUUUGCACUGCCACAGAGGUGUCGAUGAACUAUGUAUAUAGCUAGAUGUUUUUAUUCUGUAAAAACAACAACAACAACAACAACAACAUGUGUAUCACUUGCUAUCACUCGUACCUCUCAGCUUGUGUCUUCAGGGGAUAAGAAACCAUCUACAGAUUGGUUUCUGUACAGGGAAGUUCUCUGUCCUAUGCAAUGCUUCUACUUACUUUGCUUAGUUCUGAGUCAUUUAUUCUGUUAAACUUUGGAAGAUGCAUUUACUCUGACUUACCAUCUUUGGCUUUGUCUUUAAAAUUAGAACUUUGAUGGGGAAAUGGUGCUAUAUGUUUAUUGUUAUUGCUUUGUACAACUUUGGUGUAAUGUUUAUAAGCUAUGAGAAUCUGUGCUAAAGUAUUAGCCAUUUGUUAUAAAUGCCCGUAAAAUAUACACCAGGGGCAGGAAUGUACAUUUUCUCUUUAGAAAACCAAAUGUACUUUAUGUAAGUGCAACUAUUUAAAGGGUGGUUUGCUCUGUGUUGUUUCUUCUGUGUUUUAAGAAAAAUUAUAAUUUAAACUUGGUCUUCUUUCAAAUGACUUGUGUGAAGAUGCUGUGUCCAGCCAAAUAGUCCUCAGGUGUUUGUAAUACUAUUGUUUUACAAUUCUCAGAUUAAAAAGUAUAAUAAAGUUAAAUAAUUGCAAUAAGCAG
This is a messenger RNA of Erinaceus europaeus (western European hedgehog), 4502 nucleotides long. It is a transcript of the gene SCML2, whose product is annotated as Scm polycomb group protein like 2. The record is from RefSeq and is a predicted model, not a curated record. The coding region runs from base 689 to 2911 and encodes 740 amino acids. NCBI's taxonomy places the organism in Eukaryota, Metazoa, Chordata, Mammalia, Eulipotyphla, Erinaceidae. Gene Ontology annotation, cellular component: nucleus. Gene Ontology annotation, biological process: regulation of DNA-templated transcription. Gene Ontology annotation, molecular function: protein binding. The transcript has 16 exons.